Molecule: messenger RNA, 858 nt
Organism: Cryphonectria parasitica EP155
Lineage: Eukaryota; Fungi; Ascomycota; Sordariomycetes; Diaporthales; Cryphonectriaceae
Product: COX5B-domain-containing protein
Exons: 4
Coding region: 119-685 (188 amino acids)
Biological process (GO): mitochondrial electron transport, cytochrome c to oxygen
Cellular component (GO): mitochondrial envelope
Source: RefSeq, a predicted model, not a curated record
ACACCCGGACCACCACACGCUCAGACCCGACUCGAGGGACCUCUCCACUCAAACCCCCCCCAAAAGACCAAUUUCGACUUCGAUCUGUGCGAUCAAUUGGCCGACUGCCACCACAAUCAUGCUCCUGCAACGUUCCGCCGUCGCCGUCGCCCGACGAGCUGCCGUCGCCCCCGUCCUGCGGCGCUCCUUCGCGACCAGCAUGAUCCGCCGAGAUGCGACCCCCGCCAAGUCCCAGGAGCAGUCCGUCCAGAAGCUGUCCGACGUCAAGACCAUUAAUGACCUUGUUGGCCCCGGUGCCAAACCUGGUAGCGUUCCCACCGAUCUCGAGCAGUCCACCGGUAUGGAGCGUCUUGAAAUUCUCGGAAAGAUGGAGGGUGUCGACGUCUUCGACAUGCGGCCCCUCGAUGCCUCGCGGAAAGGCACCAUGAAGGAGCCCAUCCUGGUCCGCUCGGCCGGCGAGGAGCAGUACGCCGGUUGCACUGGCCACCCUGUUGAUUCUCACGGCGUCAUCUGGCUGACCAUCUCCCGCGACCGACCCGUCGAGCGAUGCCCUGAGUGCGGCAAUGUCUACAAGAUGGAGUAUGUCGGCCCUCAAGGCCACGACGACCACGGGCACGGACACGACCACCAUGGCUACGAGGAGCCUAAGAACUUCAGCAACUUCGUCAAGCCGGAGUACUGGUAAACUAUUGGCAGGGCAAGGGGCCUCGUGGUUUGUAUAACAACACUUUCACGACGAGACUCGAAUAGAUGAUGGAUAGCAAGUGAAACUUUCAGGGGGCUCAAAGGACCAGCGGGGGCGGCCGUUGUAGACUAUUUAGGUUGGGGCAAGUGCAUAGAAGUCUUGUUUCUUCUUCG